AUGUGGGAAUCAGAAGGUGUAACACCAAAUGGAAGGGAAUAUGGAGGUGAUGUUCUUACCUCAACCAAACAUGGUGUUAAGAUUGAAGGCUUUUAUCAAAGAGCCAAUUCUUGGUAUGUUUCUGCUGAUAUUCCAAGUGAUCUUCAUGUCCAAAUUGGAGAAGCCAACUUCUACUUGCACAAGUAUCCAUUGCUAUCUAGAAGUGGAAAGCUGAACAGAAUGCUAUAUGAUUCUCGCGAGGCCGAGUUGGAUAAGAUAGUCAUGGAUGAUCUACCAGGAGGGCCUGAAGCUUUUGAACUUGCAGCCAAAUUCUGCUAUGGAGUUGCUAUUGAUUUGACAGCAAGCAACAUUUCUGGCCUAAGAUGUGCUUCUGAGUAUCUUGAAAUGACUGAGGAUCUAGAGGAAGGGAAUCUUAUAUUCAAAACCGAAGCUUUUCUUAGCUAUGUUGUUUUGUCUUCAUGGAGAGACUCUAUCGUCGUGUUGAAGAACUCGGAGAAGUUGUCACCGUGGGCGGAAAAUCUGCAAAUCGUUCGGAGAUGCAGCGAGUCUAUAGCUUGGAAAGCUUGUGCUAAUCCAAAAGGGAUAAGGUGGUCGUAUACUGGGAGGCCACAGAAAGUUUCAAGCCCGAAUUGGAACGAAAUGAAAGACUCGAGCCCGAGUAGGAACCAACUCGUUCCACCCGAUUGGUGGUUCGAAGAUGUUACAAUCCUUAGGAUUGAUCACUUUGUCAGAGUCAUUACUGCUAUUAAGGUAAAAGGUAUGAGAUUUGAACUGAUUGGCGCUGGAAUAAUGCAUUAUGCGACUAAAUGGCUACCAGGAUUAGCGGCGAAUGAGACUUCAAUCCAAGGAGAGGAAACAAGCAUCAAUAGUAGUAGUAGUUUUAGCAGCGGCGGUGACAAUAGUAGCUGGAAAGGUGGACUUCAUAUGAUUGUUGCUGAAACUAGAGAUGAAACUUCAAGUCUUCAAACUAAGGAUCAAAGGAUGGUUAUUGAAAGCCUCAUCAGCAUAAUUCCGCCUCAGAAAGACAGCGUCUCGUGUAGCUUCCUUCUCAGGCUUCUGAGAAUGGCAAACAUGUUAAAGGUUGCGCACGCAUUGAUUACUGAUUUAGAGAAAAGAGUUGGAAUGCAGUUUGAGCAAGCUACACUUUCUGAUCUUCUAAUUCCUUGCUAUGAUAGAAGCGAGACUAAGUUCGAUGUGGAUCUUGUUCAGAGGCUUUUGGAGCAUUUUCUUAUUCAAGAACAAACUGAAGGUUGUAGUCCUAGUAGACAAACCUUUUCUGAUCACAAGCAUGUUGGAAGUAACUUGAAUGCCAAGGCAAGAGUUGCAAGACUUGUGGACAGUUAUCUUACAGAGGUUUCUAGAGAUAGGAACCUUUCAUUGACAAAGUUUCAGGUUCUCGCUGAAGCUUUACCUGAAUCCGCUCGAGUUUCUGAUGAUGGACUAUACCGAGCUAUUGAUUCAUAUCUCAAGGCACAUCCUACACUAACCGAGCACGAAAGGAAACGCCUCUGUCGCGUAAUGGAUUGUCAAAAGCUCUCCAUCGACGCGUGCAUGCACGCUGCUCAAAACGAAAGGCUUCCGUUAAGGGUAGUAGUGCAAGUUCUAUUCUCUGAGCAAAUCAAGAUAAGCAAUGCACUAGCCAACAACAGUUCUCUAAAAGGCGUCAGCGGAGGCGGAGGCGUUGAAUCUCAAUACCAACCAAUGGUAACAAACAGGAAAACACUUCUCGAAGGGACGCCGCAAUCGUUCCAAGAAGGAUGGACAACAGCUAAGAAAGACAUUAACACACUUAAAUUUGAACUUGAGAGUGUUAAAACAAAGUAUUUGGAGCUUCAACAUGAUAUGGAAAAUCUGCAGAAGAAUUUCGAUAAGUUGAUGAAGCAAAAACACACAUCAGCUUGGACUAGUGGGUGGAAGAAACUGAGCAAACUCACAAAAAUGACAAAUGGAGAGAAUCAUGAUAUUGGUAAUCACAUUCCAACUUCUGAAGAACAGAUCAAAAAGAAUGCUAGAAGGUGGAGAAACUCAAUAUCUUGA
Molecule: messenger RNA, 2037 nt
Organism: Vicia faba (fava bean)
Lineage: Eukaryota; Viridiplantae; Streptophyta; Magnoliopsida; Fabales; Fabaceae
Source: the annotation of a GenBank genome assembly